AUGGCGCGGUGGUGCGCGCUGACGCAGCAAGGAACGGUUUGGAUUCUUGUGUUUCUUCUGCCUGUGGCAUGGGCCACACCGGGACCAUGCGAAGUGGAGACUGACCAGUCCAGCAUUAUCGUGGAUAUAGAAGAAAGCAGAGGAGACCAAGUGAACCAGAGUACAGUUCCCGCACAGCUGCCUGUGGUUGGCGAGCCCGGGGUGGACGUCGUGCUUUCGACAGUGUUCCCUAAGGGUCCCACGCUGUUCCAGUUGGACGGGAAGCGAUUGCAGCUGCUUCAGCCGCUUGACAGGGAUGCGGACAAUCUGUCUCACAUGGUGUUCCAGCUCGUGUGUCAGGUGAAAGCGACUAAAAAGAGACGGACGAUACCGGUGAUAGUGCGGGUGUCCGACAUCAAUGACAACGCGCCGGUGUUUCAGAAUGCGCCGUACGAGGCCAACAUUUCCGAGCUGGUACCAGUCGGCACAACGAUUUUCGAAGGCGUCAGAGCGGUGGACAUAGACGCCGGGGUCAAUGGCCUCUCGGAGUACUUCAUCGUGCCCGGGAACAAUCGGACCCUGGAGGAGGCGAACGCGGUGGACGGCUAUGGUUACUUCUCCAUACCUUUGCCCCACCAAGGGGUGGUAACAGUGAACCGGACCCUGGACUACGAGCGCACGAAGCUUUAUCUAGUCACAAUUGUCGCUUCCGACCGCGCGCGCGAUACCAAACGUCGCCUGUCCAGUACCACAACGAUGACCGUCAACGUAUUAGACGAUGACGACCAGGACCCAUCCUUCAUCUACCAGGGCUGCACGUUCCACGAGGGGGCUUGCAUCAACCCCGAGUACACCUCCUACGUGAACAGCGGAGUCCUGGCGGGCAUUCUUUCCAUCGAGCCAGAGAAGAUCCAAGCCGUGGACAUGGACACCCUGGACGCGAGGAUCCAGUACAGCAUAGAGAGCGGCGAGCCCGACUCUUGGGCGACGUACUUCGCGAUAGACCAAAACACCGGAGCCGUCAGGCAGCUGGUGCCUGUCGAUACGACGAUCGCUAAGCGUUUUCAGCUGAUCAUAAAGGCAGAGGAGGCGACGGAAGCGCGCCGUUACACCACCGCCAAGUUGACGGUGACAGUCAGGCCGGUGGACGCCAGCCCCCCCGUGGUGGCGGCCUCUUCGGAAGAGGGCCGCGUGGAGGAGAACUCCCCGAGGGGCACCAAGGUCUUGGACGCUAACGGGAAGCCCAUCAGGUUGACCGUCUCCGAUCCGGAUCUUGGUCCGGGCGAUCCUGUGCCCAAGUACUCGUUCGAGCUGACCACGAGCUUCUUCGAUAUCGACCCGGACGGCUUGCUCGUUGUGAGCGACGAGCAUUUGGACCGGGACACACCGACUCUCGGCAACUUCAGGUUCCAAGUCGUGGCCCGGGAGUCGAACGGUGCCGCCUCAGCGCCCCUCUCGCUCACCGUCCAGCUACUCGACGUGAAUGACAACGCACCGAUAAUACCAAAGACGCAACCCAUCACCGUUCCAGCCAGCCUGGAGCCCACUGCCGUUUACAAGGUCGAAGCGACGGACAUCGAUGAAGGCGAGAACGCCCGCAUCACUUACAGCAUCUACCACGUGUCCAACAAUGGCGGGAACAGGUUCACCAUAGAUCCCAAUACUGGAAUUAUCUCUAGCACGGGCCGCCUGCAGGCGGGCGAGCAGUUCAGCGUGACCGUGCGCGCGAUGGACGCGAAGGGGCUCAGCUCGCAGGGCAUAGUGGAGCUGCUCGUGGCGCCGGGGCCGAACACGCGGCCGCCGCAGUUCACGGCGCGCGACUACUACGCGCCCGUCUCGGAGGGCGCGGCGAUCAACUCCACAGUCACCACUGUCACGGCAAAGGAUCCGGAGAACGAACAAGUGACGUAUUCCAUUGUAUCGGGGAACGACCUUCGACAGUUCGGCAUCGGAUCCAACACUGGCGUCAUAACGGUCAUCAGACGCCUCGAUAGAGAAGUCCUCACCAGAUAUCAGUUGAUGGUGAAAGCUGAAGAUCCCGGCAAACUAGCGAGCACGGCAACAGUAAACAUCAAAGUGACAGACAUCAACGACAACAAUCCAAAGUUCGACGAGGAUUCCUACACGUUCAAAGUCAGAGAAGGUGUAUCUGGAGAAGUGGUGGGCUACGUCCACGCGACAGAUAGCGACGAAGGCAUCAACGCUCUGGUCAGCUACAGCAUCCCUAAUCAUCUGCCGUUCUCGAUCGACAACGCCACCGGGAUGAUAAGCACCAACACCGAACUCGACUACGAGGAGAUAAAGGAGUACGCGUUCGUGGUGACCGCCACCGACGGCGCGCUCGACCGGCGGCUGGGCACCGCGUCCGUGGCGGUGCUGGUGCAGGACGUGGCCGACGAGCCGCCGCGCUUCCCCCUGCCCGUUUACACGGCGCAGGUGCCCGAGAACGAGCAGGGGCACCCCGUGAUCCAAGUCCGCGCCGAGGACCCGGACACGACACAGGAGAUCACGUACACCAUCAUCAGCGGAGAUCUGGACCUGUUCACGAUAGACAGGAAGAGCGGACUGAUCAGGACCGCGAAGCCCCUGGACAGGGAGGUCAGCGCCCGUCACGAGCUCGUCAUCGGCACAGAAGAGAACAGCAGCGAGGGUCCAGGCGCUACCACCACCGUCGAAGUCAUAGUCGAGGACAAGAACGACAACGCGCCGGUGUUCACUCUAGCUGCGCGGCCAGUGACGAUAGACGACACGUCGCCGAUCGGCACGCUGGUGGUGACCGCCACGGCGGCCGACGCGGACGCCAGCGCGCCCAACAACCGCGUGCGCUUCGCGCUGGCGGGGCGCGGCAAGGCCUCUCUGUACUUCCACGUGGAGCCCGACACGGGCGCGGUGCGGGUGCGGGACGACCUGCGCAAGGAGGCCGACAGCGAGUACACGGUUGAUGUGCAAGCUUACGACCAAGGUGAUCCGGUGAUGUCUUCAGUAUUGAGCCUGACGAUAUACGUUAGCCACUCCGCUACUGUCCCGCCAGACGUGGGGCUCGGUUUCGCAGACACACUUUACACAGAACACGUCGCGGAGAACUCCCGAAACGGGACCCUCGUCAGGGUGCUGCCUCUGCUGAACAAGAGGGAACACUCCCCGGACACGCCCCUCAAGUGCCGUCUGACCGACACGUCGCAAAAAGGAGUCUUCUACGUGAGGCUCACCGAAGAGAGGGACUGCGCCAUCUACCUGAACACCAGCUCGCUGGACUACGAGGCCCUGACGGAGUAUUCGCUGGAGGUCCAAUUGGAGUCGAUACGAGGCCUCAUCAACCCCGACGCCAGCAGGGCGGUGGUGAAGGUACACGUCACGGACGCCAACGACAACACGCCCGCCUUCGUCUUCCCCGAGCAGUCCACCAUCCCCAACGCCAGCGGGAAGUACUUCGCCAUUGCCACUAAGGAGAUGCUGCUCGGCACCAACUUGCUGCAAGUCAAGGCGAAAGACAAAGACAGCGGCGACUACGGCAAAAUCGAGUACCAGAAGAACUCCUGGAGCAAAGCGGCCGAGGAGUACUUCAGCCUGGACCCGGACACCGGCGUGGUGAGCAACACGAAGACCUUCGAGAACGUUCCAACGGAACUGCUGCCGUUCAAGUUCAGCGUGACCGCGAGGGACAACCCCAACUCGCCGCAGGACUACAAUGUUGCCAGAGCGUCGGUUGUGAUAAACUUACUGCAGAAAGACAACCAGCUGGUGCUGGAGGUGGCCGAUAUGGACGCGGACUCAAUGCGGAGGCGGGCGCGUAGUCUCCUCGCUGCGAUCGAGGAGAAGACUGGCCUGGUCGCUGGCCUGGAGAAGUUGACUUCCCGCCACUUUUUGGGGGUCAACGGGACCCUUGAAAGCGACCCUAAGGGCACCGACGUCUGGCUGUACCUGGUCGAGCCGAGCACGGGCAGCAUACUAACGAGGGACUCCGACGCCGUCAAGAAGGCGAUCGAGGGCGGCGUACACCGCGCGGUGGCGGCGCGGCUGCAGGCGCCCGUGAGCGAGGUGCGCGCCCCGCUGGCGGCGAGCGAGCCGCCGCGGCGCACGCACGCCGCCGCCGCGCCGCUCGCGAGCGCGCUGCCCGCCGCGCUGCUGGCGCUCGCCGCGCUCGUGCUGGUCGCCGCCACCGCGGCCACCGUCUACAUAUGCGCUUCGUGGAACAGGUACAAGAAGCACAAGGAGCAAGCGAUCCAACAGUACGGCACCCUCAGUAUGAGCAUGCCGCCUCCUCGGCCGCCCUCCGGCUACGAAUCCAGCGAGGACGAGCCUGCGCCGAGAUACGAGACUCAGGUUUUGAACAUGGCUGUAGACGACGCCGAUCUCCAGUUGGACUUCAGCCCGAACAACCACGCGUUCAACAUUCACAGCGUACAAUAUCUCUCCAAAGAUAACGGCGAGCGCAGCCCCACCCUGUCCGAGACGGCGACCACCGCGCGCGCGUCGUCCGUCAACGAGAACGCGGCGACGCUGAACAACCAGCCGCCCGAGGGCGCGUCCAUUGCGCGCAACACCCAAACGCUCAACCGGCGGACGCCCAACGCGCACGCAUUGAACAACGCGCUCGGCACUUUGCCGCGCACCAACGCCGGCCUGCUAGCGGCGACGCUCGGCAGGAAGGCGAACACGGCCAACCACAAGAAGAAGGCCUCGCCGAUAAUGGCCUACGACGAGAUACCCGGCCUGCAGAGGGCCUCGGAAAAUGACAACGUCACUUUCGGCAAGAGGAACUUCACCGGCUUCAAUUACAACCAAUCGCCCGUUGAAACCACCACGGAGCUA
Iphiclides podalirius (scarce swallowtail) is the source of this 4791-nucleotide messenger RNA. NCBI's taxonomy places the organism in Eukaryota, Metazoa, Arthropoda, Insecta, Lepidoptera, Papilionidae. The record is from the annotation of a GenBank genome assembly.